GUCCCUCUGUCACAUAAUGUGACCUCCCCACAUAUUUCACCUUGCUAUACUCGUUUGUGUUCUUUAAAGGAUAGUUACAUUUGUUGCAAGAGACGAACAUCACUUGCCAGUUGUCUGAAGACCUGAAUGUUACUCACAGGCCCUCGUCCAAAGGCAUGUUAGAAGCUACUCGGGUCUCCCAUCAUACUCUGGUUGAUUUAGCACAAUGAGUAACCUGUUGGACAGCCCCAAGAAGGUGCUCCUCACUGGAAGGCCAGGGAGCAUUAGUGAUCUGCAGCAGCUGGACAAUAAACAAGGAGGUGUUAUUACUGGAAUAAAGGAAGAUGAUCCAGUUGCAAGUAACUUGGAUAUAAAAGAAGGGGAUGAACUCCUUGGGGCCACAAUGAACUUUCAGAAGGCUGAUGAUGUUAAUAUUUUAAAAGCAGCAGAACCAUACAAAGCAGGUCUACAGCUUCAUACUAAAAAUGACAUUCAGCUGCCUCAAGUGAAUGAUUUUAGUUUAAAGAAAGGUCAUGUGGUUGCAAGCUCUUCAACAUAUGAUGAGCUCUUCAAAAAAAAGAUUGGACCGCAUCUUAAAGGAUAUGUUUCCAUGUCUGAUGUAUCAAACGUAGGCAUAAAUAAUGGACAGUCAAAGUUUAAACUGCCACAGGCUCCUAAUAAGCAUGAUUUUGCUUUUGAUUUACCUGGUAUUGAUGCUAAAAUACCCAGUAUCAAUGAUCCCAAAGCUAAUGUCUCACUACCAAAGGUCCAAGGUCCAGAUGUUAAUGUAAGACUAUCAAAAGAUGGCAUCCAAGUACCAAACUGGAGAAGUCCAACAUUAAAUGUUGAAGGUGCAGAAAAGAGUGUUCCUGAAAUUAAUGGUCUUGAUAUAAAAACACACCUUCCAACAGCAGAUCCACAAAUAAACAUUCCCAGUAUAAAAGAGCCAGAUGUAAAUGUUAAUCUUCCUAAAAUAAGCACAAAAGGCUCAGAAAUCCUUGAUUUGGGAAUUUUGUCCCCAAAAGCAAAUCUGAAAACAUCAGUGUUAACAAGCUCAGAAUUAAAUGUUGAUUUACCAAAGGAAGGGUUACACAUUCCGGAAGUAAAUGGUCCAAACGUAAAUGUUGAUCUUCCAAAAGCUGAUUUCCAGAUUCCAAAACUCAAAGGUCAAGAAAUAAAUGUUGUCCUUCCCAAGGCAGAUAUAAAAUUUCCCAAUAUAAAAGGUCCUGAUAUGAAAUGUGAUCUUCCUGAUGCUACUGUUCAACCCCUCAAAGUGAAAAGUCCAGAAUUUAAUGUUGAUCUAUCUAAGGCAGGGUCUCACAUUCCAGAGCUAAAAGGUCCAGAAGUAAAUGUUGACCUUCCAAAAGUUGAUUUACAGAUUCCAAAACUCAAAGGUCACAAAUUAAAUGUUGACCUUCCCAAGGCAGAGAUAAAAAUUCCAAAUGUAAAAGGUCCUGAUAUGAAAAGUGAUCUUCCUGGUGCUAGUUUUCAACCCCUGAAAUUGAAUAGUCCCGAACAAAAUAUCAGUCUACCUAAGACAGACUUACAUACUCCUGAACUAAAAGGUCCAAAAUUGAAUGUUGUCAAUAUUCCAAAGCUAAAAUGUCCAGAAGGAAAUGCUGACUUUCCGAAAUUAGAUUUACAAGUUCCAAAACUGAAAGGUCACGAUGUGAACAUAGAUGUUCCCAGUGUACCCCAACUGAAGGAUUCAAAAGUAAAUGUCAGUCUACCUAAAGUAGAUAUUCAAACUCCAAAUCCAAAAGGUCCGGAAGUGAAUGUUAACCUUCCAAAAGUAGAUCUGCAAAUGCCAAAAAUAAAAGGCUCUGAAAUGACUAUAGAUCUCCCUAAAGAGCCAGAACUAAAUGUUAAUAUGCCUAAGGUAGAUAUUAACAUGCAAAAAGUGAAAAGUCCAGAAGUAAAUCUUCCUAAAGCUGAUUUACAAAUUCCAAAAAUAAAAAGUCCUGAAGUCAACAUUGGUGUCCCAAAACCAGAAGCAAAAGGGAAGUUCAAACUGCCUUCAUUUGGCUUAUUUAAUUUAAAGAAAGAUACCCCGAACACAGAAAUAAAUGUAAAAUCUGGAAAACUGAAAGGGUCCGAAGUUAAUGCUAAUAUUCCCAAAACAGAUAUGCAGAUUCCAAAACUUAAAGGCCUAGAAGUAAACAGUGAUGUCCCCAAAGCAAAUAUACAGAUUCCAAAACUGAAUGGUCCAGAAGUAAAUGCCAAUUUUCAAGCCAUUGAUCUAAAAACUCAAGAAUCUAACAUUGAUCUACCAAAACCAGAUCUUCACAUUCCAGAAAUAAGGGGUAAAGGAUUUGGCAUUGACAUUCCAAACCUUGAUUUACAGAUUCCAAAAGGUCCAGAAGUUGAUGUUGAUCUACCCAAAGCAAAUAUGCAAGUUCCAAAACUUAAAGAACAAAAAGUGAAAGUAGACCUUCCAAAAGUCAAUUUACAAGCACCUAAACUGAAAGAGCCAGAAAUGAAUGUUGAUCUCCCUAACAUAGAUAUUAAUUUGCCAAAACGGAAAGACGCAGACUUAAAUGUUGGUGUUCCUAAUGUCGAUGUAGGCAUACCAAAUAUUAAAGGCCAGGAAGUUAAUGUAAAUCUUCCUAAAGCUGAUUUACACCUUCCAAAGCUGAAUUGUCCAGAGGUAAACCUUGAUGUCCCAAAAUCAAAAGUAAAAGGCAAGUUUAAAAAACCCUCAUUUAAAUUCUUUAGCUUUAAAAAAGAUGCACCCAAUGCAGAAAUAAAUGUGAAAUCCCCAAAUAUUGAAGCUGCUGGUGACAUAUCAAAAAUAGAUUUGAAAGGAAAAGCAGAGCUAGAUGUUAAUGCUCCCAAUAUUAAUAUAUCAGGCCCUGGAAUAAAAGGAGAUAUCAGUGGCCCAGGAGCAAAUAUAGAUAUAUCAGACAUUAAAAGUUCAAAACCAAAAAAGGCACUUUUUGAUUUUCCCAUAGCAGAUAUAAAAUUCCCAAAACUGAAAGGUCAGGAUGUGAAAGUAGAUCUUCCCAAAGCAGAUAUACAGGUUCCACAACUGAAAGGAACAGACAUUAAUGUUGGUCUACCUAAAUCAGAUAUAGAGAUCCCCAAAGUGAGUGGACUUCCUAAAGCAAAUAUAGAUGGUCCAGGACUGAAAGGGCCAGAUUUAGCUUUUGACCUUCCCAAGGUAGAUUCACACAUGCCAAAAAUGAAAGUUUCUGACGUAAAUAUAGCUCUUCCAAAAGCAGAUAUACAGUUUCCAGAAUUGAAUGGUCCAGAAGCAAAUGUAGACCUCCCCAAAGCCAAUUUCCAAGGCAUCAUACUAAAAGGUCAAGAAAUAAAUGUUGACCUGCCUAAAGGUGAUCUCCACAUUCCAGAGAUGAAAGGAAAAGACCUUAACCUACCAAAAGCAGACCUACAAAUUCCAAAACUGAAAUGUCCAGAAGCUGAUGUUCAUCUACCCAAAACAAAUAUACAAGUUCCAAACUUGAAAGGACCAGGAGUCAAUGUAGAGCUUCCUAAAGUCAAUUUACAUGCACCCGAAAUAAAAGGACCAGAACUGAAUCUCCCUAAGGUAGACAUUAAUAUGCCAAAAUGUAAAGGUCCAGAUGUGAACACGGGUAUUCCUAAAGUAGAUGUAGACAUGCCUAAUGUAAAAGGUCCAGAAAUUAACCUUCCUAAGCUAGACAUAAAUAUGCCAAAACUUAAAGGUUCAGAUGUAAACUUUGGAAUGCCUAAAGUAGAUGUAGACAUGACAAAAGUAAAAGGUCCAGAAGUAAAUCUUCCUAGUGUAGACAUAAAUAUGCCAAAACUUGAAGGUCCAGAUGUGAACGUUAGUAUUCCUAAUGUAGAUGUAGACAUGCCUAAUAUAAAAGGUCCAGAAAUAAAUAUUCCUAAAGUAGAAAUAAAUAUGCCAAAACUUAAAGGACCAGACGUGAAAACUGGUAUUGCUAAAGUAGAUGUAGAUAUGCCAAAUGUAAAAGGUCAAGAAGUAAAUCUACCUAAAGGUGAUUUACACAUUCCAACACUAAAAAAUCCAGAGGUGACUCUUGAUGUUCCAAAGCCUGAAAUGAAAGGUAAAUUGAAAAAACCUUCAUUUAACUUCUUUAAUUUUAAAAGAGAUACACUCAAAGCAGAAACAAACCUAAAAACCCCAACGGUUGAAGCAACUGGUAACAUACCCCAUAUGGAUUUAAAAGGAGAUACCAAAGGUCUAGAUACCAAUAUAAAUGUGCCACAGAUAAACCUUAAAAGCCCUGACAUGAAAAUUGAAGCUCCAAAUUUGAAAAACACAGGUUCAUUCCAAAUUUCAGGUCCCAAAGUUGAAACACCUGAUUUAGAAGUGGGCAGUUCUUUAAAGGCACCACAGAUUGAUGUCAAAGGUCCAAAUGUAAGGACAAAUGCUAAAUUUAAAAUGCCUUCAUCUUCUCAGACGGCAAGUCUUGACAUAGACACACCUGAUGUAAAGUUGGAUGGGUCCUUGAAAACUCGACAAGUGGAGUUAAAUGCACCACAGAUAAAUAUUAAAAGUUCUGAGAAACCAAAUGUAGAUGCAACCAUUUCUCAAGGAACUUUUAAAAGUCCACCAACCUCAGCUAAUUUGAAAGGUUCAAAAUUCAAAUUCCCAACUUUACAUAUUUUCAAGAAUAAACUUGGUUUACCAGAUGCUGACCUAGGCUUGGAAUGUACAAAAUCGGAAAAAAAUGCUUCUCCACCAAAUAUAUCAGGGAACAUCACAAUGCCAAAUCUAAAGUAUAGUGCUCCAGAUGUCAGUUUUGAAGAAUCUGAUAAAAAGAGCUUGCCAUGGUUUAAACUGCCAACUCUUGGAAAAUCAGAUGCCAAAAAAAAAAUUCCAGAUGUACAAUUGCCAAAAGAUAAUGUCCACUUAAGCGGCCCAGAGCUGAAUGCAGAUUUACCAAGUAUUAGUGGCAAAGGUAUUAAAUCUAAAAUCCCAGAUGCUAAUUUGAAAGCAGUGGUUCCAGAAUUAGAGGGGAAUAUACAAGGCCCAGGUACUGAAAUCACAGCACCAAAGGUUAAUAUGGAAAGUGAAGAAGGGAGCAUGCAUUUUCCUACAUCUCUUUCAGGUCCCAGCAUUGACCUACCUGACAGUAAAAUACAAUUGACUGGUUCAGAGAAAUCCCCAUCUCAAAGAAGAAGCCCUGGCUUGGGUCUUGACCUGCCAUCUGCCAAUUUCAGUGCCCCUAAAAUAAAAGUCAAAGUACUGCCAGAUGAUGGUAUUCAUAUAAAAGGUCAAACACUAAAAAAUGAUAUCAGACUGUCUUCCAAAGCUAGAGAGUGAUGCAUUAGAUGAUAUUGACAUACUGUAGAUCUGCCAUCUGCAAAAGUCAAUGCACCAAUGUGAAAGGAGCCAUUCUCUGGUAAAACAGAGGUGCCACCUAUUAAUAUCAAUUACCCCAAGUAAACAGUGACAUUUAAAUCUCCCCAUCAAAAUUGUAAAGCUGUAAAAAUGAUGACCUUACUGUGGGAGUCUAUAUUCAACCUGGUUAAUGAAUGCCCGAACUUUGAAAACGCCAAUCUCUGGUCAAACAGAAGCUCUUGGUGAUGAUACAAAAUGCCCUGAUCAAGGUUCCCAACAAAACAAAUUGACCUAACAUGGAAUGUGAUUCCAACACAGCUGAUCCACAUUCUAAAUUCAAAUAUAUAUUUUUUUCAAGUCAAAAUUGUGCUUUCCAGAAAUUGGCUUUGACAUCUCCCCGCCACGUAUAAACACUUCAUAGACAUUGGCCAGUGUACUUACUUAAAAAUAUUUACUUACUUAAAAAUAGCAUUCUAAAAAGAUAAGCUACCAUUUUAUUCGGUUCAUUUUCGUUGGAUGAAAGUAUGUCCAAUUUAGUAGGAUCUUCUUUUUGUCCAGAUUUUAUUUGAUUCUGGCCUCUUUCAUCAACAUUUGAUGAGACCACAACUCCUUGCUCUCGUUUGUCAUCGGUUCACUUACGACUAUCUAUUGAUGAAUCAUAGUCUUGUGUAGUCAAAACGAGUGAUAUCUCUUUGGAGCUCAGGCAUCUGGGUGAGUUCUGCCCUUCCCUCAAAGACAUGAAUUAAGGACUUCCUCUAAGCACUAUGAAACCCAUCCCUUGAACCAUUCCUUGAAGUGUCUUGCAUGAAUUUUUGGGCUCCAGAUAUUUUUCUAACACAAAAAAGUGUUUAUUGUUCAGUACUUUUUUUGUACUCUUCUAAAACAUUUUUAAUCUAUUGGAAGAACAUUUUCAUCUUUCAGCCCUGAAGCCUUAGAUUUGAGGCAAACAUGAAGGAAUAGCUUCAUUAUCGGGUAUAACUAGCCUGUAGCCUGACACUUAUUUUUGUACUAAUGUUUAAUCUGGGAAUCAUUUUUCACCAACAGCUAUAGGUUGGCUUUCUUGUAGUACUUUUCUCCCGGGCUUUCUUUAUUGACCUAUUUAUUUAUUACGUUUUAGUUCUUGGGUUUUUAUUUAAUAACUUGCAUAAUGGUAAUUUGCAGAAGAUUAUUAGCCCUUUUAUUUGCACACACAUAGGUUAAGAAAAAAUAUUAUGUGAACAUAGUAACCAGUAUAUUACAUUUUUACUUUAUAUGUAAAAAAAAAGCAGGAAAUAAAGUAAAUUUAUAAAUAGCAUAUGUACAUUUCUGUUUUAAUUCAUAUCAUUUUUAUUGUCAGAUAAUACUCCAGAAUGUAGCCCAUUGAUGUAAAUGCCUGUGUUUGUCACAAAACCUCAUAUGAGCAAGUGCAGUACACGUUUUCCCAAACCACACUUAACCUAAACUUAAAGGGAGGAAGUAAUGAAUAGUUCUGUAUACAAUUUGUACAGAGGCCUUACACGUCUUAUUCUCAGGCUGGUCUGCUUCACCUAUUCUUUUAAAUAUUCUGAAUAACCUAAUAAAGUUUUUGAGCAACAACAUUAUGUUGACAUAUAUGAACCGAGUUUAUUGUAAAACCAUUUAUAUGUAUUAUAGAUAUAUUUUUAUGUAUUGUCUUCUGUUGCUACAGAUAUUGAAAUGUAUUGCUUUAUUAUUUAAUAAAAUUCAUUAAAAUGCA
Messenger RNA from Xenopus laevis (African clawed frog), 6983 nucleotides. It is a transcript of the gene ahnak3.S, whose product is annotated as neuroblast differentiation-associated protein AHNAK. The record is from RefSeq and is a predicted model, not a curated record. The coding region runs from base 206 to 5251 and encodes 1681 amino acids. NCBI's taxonomy places the organism in Eukaryota, Metazoa, Chordata, Amphibia, Anura, Pipidae. The transcript is spliced from 5 exons.